AUGAAACGUCAAAAUGUUAGAACUCUAUCUCUUAUUGUCUGUACCCUUACCUAUCUCCUAGUUGGAGCAGCCGUUUUCGAUGCCUUAGAAUCUGACAAUGAACUCCAGCAGAGAGCCUUAGUACAUAAAGUGAAGACGACGUUAAUGAGCAAGUAUAAUAUGACUGAAGGAGAUUAUGAUGUGUUAGAGGCUGUUAUCAUCAAGAGCGUUCCACACAAAGCGGGAUUUCAAUGGAAAUUCAGUGGAGCUUUCUAUUUUGCGACAACCGUCAUCACAACAAUUGGAUAUGGUCAUAGUACACCUAUGACAACGGGUGGAAAAGUCUUUUGUAUGUUCUAUGCUCUAGCUGGAAUACCGCUGGGCUUGGUGAUGUUCCAGAGUAUAGGUGAACGUAUGAACACAUUUGCUGGAAAAUUACUUCGUUUUGCUAAAAAGGCUCUUGGACGUGACCCAUCUGUAACAUCAUCAGACUUGAUCAAGGUGGCUUCUGCUUGGGGAUUGCUCAUAAUCGUUGCUGGAGCUGUAGCCUUUGCCCAAUAUGAGAACUGGACAUAUUUGAAUAGCUUAUACUAUUGUUUUACGACAUUGACUACUAUCGGUUUUGGGGACUUUGUUGCUCUUCAAAAAGGGGGAGCUCUUCAGAAUCGUCCAGAAUACGUUGUUUUCUCCCUUGUUUUCAUUCUAUUUGGUUUGACGGUUAUUUCUGCUGCCAUGAAUUUGCUCGUUCUUCGUUUCCUAACAAUGAAUACUGAAGAUGAAAAGCGAGAUGAACAGCAAGCUCUCCUAGCUGCCCGUGGAUUGGUUCAAGUGAAUGAUCGACGAAACUGUGGUAGUUUCGAAGAUUACGACUCACUGGGACAUGAGAAUCAUAUUCAUCCAGACAACAUUUCGAUAUGCUCAUGUUCUUGCUAUCAGCUACCGUAUGGAGGCGGAGGAAUGAGACAACGACAUUCAUUCAGAAGGCCAUCAUCUAUCUGUCGAAUAGCUGAACAUCAAACGCCAUCAUCACCAAUUGCUCAAACACAUCUCUAA
Messenger RNA from Auanema sp. JU1783, 1032 nucleotides. NCBI's taxonomy places the organism in Eukaryota, Metazoa, Nematoda, Chromadorea, Rhabditida, Rhabditidae. The record is from the annotation of a GenBank genome assembly.